Molecule: messenger RNA, 1395 nt
Organism: Alternaria viburni
Lineage: Eukaryota; Fungi; Ascomycota; Dothideomycetes; Pleosporales; Pleosporaceae
Exons: 2
Coding region: 1-1395 (464 amino acids)
Molecular function (GO): nucleic acid binding
Source: RefSeq, a predicted model, not a curated record
AUGGUUGAGUUUAGAUACAGUCGACCUGCCGGUAACCGAGUCUGGCGUGUAGACAAUGUUCCACGCACCGCGACUGAAGACGACAUCCGCGAUUUCUUCCAACAGCAUAUGAUCCUCGAUCAGGUUCGCGCAGCUCAUCCACGAACAGGGGCGAAUUCGAGUGUAUAUGUCAUGUUCGGGCAUAUGCAUCCUGUACACAUAGCGAGUGACUACAUCCGUGGCAAUCGUGUGCGCGUGGAAGCUGCUCCUUCUGGCAACUAUAUAGUCAACGACAAUCACGACGGUUUCGUUCGCCCUGGACUUUCUAGCCCUGACUCAGCCUUACCCGGACGGCCUUACGGUACUCGUGGGCUUACCGACUCGGACUUCCCAGCUCUCGGGAUCACUCGCGAAGACGAAGAACGUCGGCGCGAAGAAGAGGCCGUGCGGCGUCGAGAAGCACGAGAAGCAAGAGUAAAGGAGAGCCAAUUAUUGCAAGAAGAGCACGAGAAGGUCGUGCGGGAGCGUGAAGAGGAAGCUCGAAAGGAGAAAGAGCUAGAGGCUCAGGCCAAAGCUCAGGCGGAGAAGAAGCGUUCAGCUCUCGCUGAGCUAAUUCCACGAGUUCUUCAAAAUCUGGGUGACGUUUUGCCCCCGCAUCGCGUCCCUUCUCCUGAUCUCGAUAAUCGAGAAGAUACGCGGAACCGAGUACUCUUCAUGACCGACAUCCCGCCCGAGCUCGAUAACGAUGUAGUCAUGGCGUUUCUCCACCCGUUUCGCCCCGAAGGUAUCGAUCGUGCUGAGCUCGGAGGAAAUCGCAUGUUGUCUGCUAUCAUCUUGAUGCAAACAGCUGAGGGCCGCGACGAGGCUGUUGCUCAGCUCAAUGGCACGACACUUGCAGGCCAGAGGGUUGUCCUUCAGGCUUUCAACAAUGUCACUCAAGAUGUCCUGGACCGUGUCCUAAACCCACCCGUUCCCAGCGCCCCUAGCUCGUCGAACCCUCCACAGGCCUCGGGCUCCUACUCCCCAUUUGGAGCUUCCCCAGACACCACGUCUCCUGACCCGCCAGCUCCCGAUAUGUCGGCCCUCACGGCCGUGCUGCGCAACUUGAACUUAGUCCAAGACCCGACACCGGCAUCACCGCAACCAGCUCCCCGUGGACGUGGACGUGGACGUGGACGUGGACGUGGACGAGGAUCUUCUUCCAACCGCCGCUCCUCUGGACGAGGACGGGGUCGGGGCACCGCGCAGCCCUCCGGUCAAGUAGUACAGCCACCAUGGAAUUACAAUCAGACAAGCUACGCCCUGAGUCGAGCCGAAGCUGACCGCAUCAAUGCAGAACGGCAGCGUCGUAAUGGAAAUAUCCGUGGAGGCCGCGGUGGUAGACCAGGUGGCCGAGGAAACGGACGUGGUCAGUAG